Glycine soja is the source of this 3051-nucleotide messenger RNA. RefSeq names its product U-box domain-containing protein 3-like. Gene Ontology annotation, cellular component: nucleus; cytoplasm. The record is from RefSeq and is a predicted model, not a curated record. Bases 217 to 2613 code for a protein of 798 amino acids. Gene Ontology annotation, biological process: protein ubiquitination. The transcript is spliced from 5 exons. Gene Ontology annotation, molecular function: ubiquitin-protein transferase activity; protein binding. NCBI's taxonomy places the organism in Eukaryota, Viridiplantae, Streptophyta, Magnoliopsida, Fabales, Fabaceae.
ACUUAAAUUGAUGAAAAUUUCCCUUUAGUUGUUGGACCCUCUGCGUCAGGCUUUCCAGGUAGCAUUGUUGGGAAACAGAGCUAUGCCAUGAAUGAAGAAGAGGAACCCCUUUCAUUCACCAUCAUGCUAAUUCACAGAUCACUUCACUUUUUUUAGACAAUCUCAUGCUUUGGAAUUCAUCACCAUUUCUUUCACCGCCCUUCCACUUUCACAACCAUGCAUAUAGCAGGUCAAAUAAAUACAUCUUCAGUGAAAUGUCUUGUCAACAGCAUUUCUCGAUUCAUGCAUCUAGUUUGUUGUCAAGCAGUGAAACCUAUGCCCCUUCAGAAGAACUGUAAUAAUAUGGUUGGUGUGUUAAAGCGGUUGAAACCAGUGCUCGAUGAUAUUGUGGAUUUCAAAAUCCCUUUGGAUGAAAAUUUGCAUAGAGAAUGUGAAGAAUUGGAUAUGCAGGUUAAUGAAGCUAGGGAGUUCAUUGAAAAAUUGGGCCCAAAGAUGAGCAGGAUUCACAGUGUUCUUCAAAGUGGGGAAUUGUUGAUCAAGUUACAGAACUCUUCAUAUAAGAUUUGUCACAUGAUAGUUAAAUCCCUAAAGGCACCUGCAUCUGUUUUGGUUUUGGGUAAUCUUCAGCAAUAUAUGCAGGAACUUCAGUGUCUUAAGAAGGAACCUGCAAUGGUCUAUAUAGAAGAAGCACUGAGAAAUCAAAGGGACAAUAUUGAACCUUGCUAUGAUUCUCUAAAGGAAAUUAUAGGGUUACUCAAAUUGACGUCAAACCAGGAGCUCCUGAAAGAAAGUAUUGCUGUGGAAAAGGAAAGGUCAAAUGCUGAAGUCAAUAAAACAAAAGGGAACCUGGAUGAAAUUAACCAAAUUGUGAAUCUUGUGUGCAAUUUGCGUGAUUAUGUGAUGAAAUUUGAGUGCCCUGAAGUCAAAAGUGGUGUUUCAAUUCCCCCAUAUUUUCGAUGUCCUUUAUCAUUAGAACUCAUGUCAGAUCCUGUUAUUGUGGCUUCAGGUCAAACAUAUGAAAGGCAAUCCAUUCAAAAGUGGCUUGAUCAUGGGCUAACUGUUUGUCCCAACACUCAUCACAGACUUGUCCAUACAAAUCUCAUUCCCAAUUAUACUGUUAAAGCUAUGAUAGCAAAUUGGUGUGAGGAAAAUAAUGUCAAACUUCCCUGUAACUCUAAGCAAAGUAAUUCAACUCGUAUUUCAUCCCCCUCAGAUCAUUUAUUACAUCAAGAUUUAGAUCGUCAGUGUAGCUUUCAGUCUUCAGAUAGUAGCAAUUCCUAUUCAAAUCAAACUGCAAAUGCAUUUGAGAAGCAAAAGGAUGAUAACUCUUUUGGAUCAGGCAGGGGAUCCCAUAGAAGCCGGAAUGGACAGACAGAAAAGUUUGAGCAACAAUCCCCUGCACCUUCAUGUAGUAACCGCAGAAGUGAAUCAUUUUCAAGUUCUAUUUCUAGUACUGAUUAUGUACUUCCUGUUUCAAAAGAGGUGUCAGUCAUAUCCAAUAAGCAUCACAAUGUGGAGUUGUCUGGAGAGAUUACUAAUGGGUGUCCUGCUUCUCCUGCAUAUAAAGAAUCAGUGAUUUAUCCUUGGUUAUCUGGAAAGCAAUUUCAUAGCCCUGGAUCAAAAAUUGGAAGGAUGGAGGAUGAAAAUAAGUAUGAGAGUAACAAUAAUAUUAUUACUAGUCAUUCAAAAGUUGCUUCCCAUCCUGUUUCCAACUUAGGAUCUGAUGAAUUGAUCACCACAUCCCAUGUCCAUGAGUUGAUUGAAGAUCUCCAGAGUCAAUCGAAUGAAACACGAACUGCUGCUGCAGAACAAUUGAGGUUCUGUACCAAGCAUAACAUGGAGAACCGCAUCAUUGUAGGGCAGUGUGGGGCUAUUAUGCCUUUACUUUCACUGCUAUAUUCAGACAUGAAGAUAACACAAGAGCAUGCUGUGACAGCUCUACUGAAUUUGUCAAUCAAUGAAGGAAACAAGGCCUUGAUUAUGGAAGCAGGGGCCAUAGAACCACUUAUCCAUCUUUUGGAGAAAGGGAAUGAUGGUGCAAAGGAGAAUUCUGCUGCUGCUCUGUUCAGCCUCUCUGUAAUAGAUAACAAUAAGGCAAAAAUUGGCCGUUCUGGUGCUGUUAAAGCUUUGGUGGGUCUUCUAGCCUCAGGAACUCUUAGGGGAAAGAAGGAUGCUGCCACUGCUUUAUUCAACCUAUCAAUAUUCCAUGAGAAUAAAGCUCGUAUAGUUCAAGCUGGAGCCGUGAAGUUUCUGGUUCUGCUAUUGGAUCCUACUGAUAAAAUGGUUGACAAGGCUGUUGCUCUUUUGGCAAACCUGUCAACAAUUGCAGAGGGCCGAAUAGAAAUUGCAAGGGAAGGGGGCAUUCCCUCACUUGUUGAAAUUGUUGAAUCAGGUUCUCAGAGGGGAAAGGAAAAUGCUGCUUCCAUCCUCUUGCAAAUGUGUCUUCAUAGUCAAAAGUUUUGUACCCUGGUUCUCCAAGAAGGAGCUGUACCUCCCCUAGUUGCAUUAUCUCAGUCCGGUACUCCAAGAGCUAAGGAAAAGAUGCAGGCACAACAGCUUCUGAGUCAUUUUCGUAAUCAGCGUGAAGGAGCCACGGGGAAGGGGAAAUCAUGAAGAUACAGAGUUAUGGUUAUUUCAUUGCCCUUUUCAUUCUUGCCUCAGUAACUCCCUAGUCUAUAUCUACUUGAGGAAUUUAUGGCUCAUUUACUUAUUUUUUUAAUUCUUUAUAAAUGUAUCAUUUGUUUGUAGCGACAAACAUUUUUUUUGUUUCCUGCUUUAGUAGGGUAACCCCCCACACCCCAUUUGUUUUGUUGGUUUUAAUGGCUUGGUUUCUUUUUAGUAGUGAGGUAUGUUUUAAAGAAAAGGUAAGCUAUUUCUGAAGCUUUAAGCUUGGCGAGAUGUAAAAUUAAAACACUGUUUUGUUGGAGUCAUGAGUUAUAACUGAUGCGGUUGUAAGUCACUGUUGUACAUAUUUGUAAAUACGGUAUAGAAUCUUAUGAUGUACCAUAAAUUGUAGCACCUUAUUUUGCUAUCUGAGCAUUCUUUUUUUUU